ACACAACGUUUGUAAAAGCUACUAAAUUUUUUUCAACCAAGGCAAGAAUUCUUGUAUAGGUAAUCUUAUUUGUUGGGCUUUGCUUUGCACUCUCUUUAAAACUAUGCUUUAAAACGAUAUUGCUUGAAUGACCAGCAAAACCAUCUAAAAAACCGUCAAACUCCCUGUCAAUUAUUUGAAAUUUUCAGUAUUUACAAAUUCAUUUUCAAAUUUAUUUAAAAAAAUUCCUAGUACCUAUCUGAAAGAUUUCUUUACAAUGGCAAUACGUGCAGUUGAUAUCAGUGCUUCGCACUAUCCACCCACUGUAGAAAUGGGAUUUACGGGAGCACCACCGCCCCUAAAUUCAGAUUCUUACGACCAAGGACGUAGGAGUUAUUUUCAAACCUACAAACAUGAAAAUAUAUCAAGAUUACAAAUGCCAAAUCUAGAAUGGGGUAAAUCCACAAGCAUUUACACACCCCAUCCAGACGUUUCUGCUUACAAAAAUGGAAGUAAGCAUCUCAAAUUUCCGCAUUCGCAAAUAACGAUGUUGGACGGCGCCAGGCAGCAAGACGUCGAUGACUUUUAUAUGGCUUGCCAGUUACAUCGGAAUCAAUACAAAGAUCAUAGUCGUACUCUGCACCCGCUUGAUUAUUUCAAACAGAAAAACUACAUGUAUCAAUGUCCUGGUGAUCCUACUAGUGCUUAUUUCAAAGCCCCAACAUAUUACACGAAAUACAAAGAUCCUCUAGUUCUUCCUCUAACACUGGAAAGAGCCAAUAGACUUCCACCUUUGCCUCAAAGAGCCCUAACUGGAGUUUAUAAUCGUACCAGCUUUGUAGGAAGGAGAUAAUAAUUACUGGAUAAACAUGACCUUAAUAAUUUAAAAUUACCAUACAAUGGUAGAUUUUUUUUCUCUUGCAACAUAUAUUAUGCGUGUUUAUGAUGUGUAAUUAAAUAAGGAAAAAAGUAUCAAUUUGAAUAGUGCAAUAAACGUUUCGUAUAUUUACAUUUUUAAGUAGGACUAGACAAUAAUUAAUUUCUUAGUUUUUAAGUAAAGUUAAUAUUUAUGAAGGCAUGGAAAUUAAUACACACUAAAAGCAUCAAAAGAAAUGUAAACAGACUUUAUUUUUAUUAAUUAUAAAGAUAAAGAUGAUCGUUGAAUUGAAACUGAAACUAUAUUUCAAUUUUUCAACGUAAGUUUUUUUUUCCUGGCUCUGA
Messenger RNA from Ceutorhynchus assimilis (cabbage seed weevil), 1200 nucleotides. The record is from the annotation of a GenBank genome assembly. Lineage: Eukaryota; Metazoa; Arthropoda; Insecta; Coleoptera; Curculionidae.